Messenger RNA from Botrytis fragariae, 3360 nucleotides. Its product is annotated as putative ankyrin repeat protein. The transcript is spliced from 4 exons. Gene Ontology annotation, molecular function: protein binding. Bases 1 to 3360 code for a protein of 1119 amino acids. The record is from RefSeq and is a predicted model, not a curated record. Lineage: Eukaryota; Fungi; Ascomycota; Leotiomycetes; Helotiales; Sclerotiniaceae.
AUGUUCAACUCCCACGAUACCGCAGCGUACAGUGGCCGAGAAACGAUGGCACCAAGCCUGGGAAUCACUGGAGAAGGAAGACAAAGACGAAAUCAAACUAGACCCCAUUCGAACGGGUUAUUUGGACAUUCUCUAAGACAUCCACAAUCUUUCCACAAAGAGUGGGAAUUGUGCAUAGAAAAAGCUUGGAAAUACAAAAAGAAGAAUGGCACAACUGUGAUUUUCCGAGAUCUCUUCGAAAAGAUCCUUAUCUGGGCAGCGGUACGAUUGCUUCUUACGAUUGCAGUCGAAGAUAGCCAGUCGCUUGGGAUUUUGAUCGAGGGGUUGGAACAAAUCCCAAAGUUGAUCGCUCAGUGCAAGGUGCUCGAAGAUCUGUACUCACAAUCUGCUGGUCAUGACACGGGCUUUGAUGGAGCCUUGCUGGAACUUUAUGUGGCGAUUUUGACAUUUAAAUCACAUGCAAUUCAAAUAUAUCGAAAAAGCACCCCAAACCGUCUAAUCUCGGCAAUCAAAUUGCCCUCGAAUAAAUUACAAGAUGGCCUUAAAAUGGUAUGGGUCAAACAUCAACGAGUUGCAGAUUGUACCAGGUUGAUUGACGCUCAAUACAUUCGUCAAUUCGAAGAUAUUCUUCGACAAUUUGAACAACCAAUCGUAAGAAGCGCAACAAUUUUGCAGGACUACCAAGAUUCUUUAGAACUUCAAGAGCGCGAGACGUUGUUAAAAUGGCUCUCAACAAUACCGUACCGAAAGCAUCACAAACUAAAGCGGAGCGAGCGCCUUGAAGGCUCCUGCGAAUGGCUUCUAAAUUCGGCAGACUACAUCCAGUGGAAGGAUUCAAGUGCGUCGUCUAUACUAUGGCUCAAUGGAAUAGCCGGUUGCGGGAAAAGCGUCUUGACAUCCGCGGUGAUCGAAAGUCUUUGUCAGGAGUCUUCCAGCAUGGGGACUGCGGCUCCAGUCGCAUAUUUCUAUUGUUCUCGUAACACUGCAGAGCCCGAGAGAGCCAACCCCGAAGAAGUUCUACGUAGUAUUUUAGAGCAAGUAUCAUCAAAUACCGCUAAUCUUCCAAUCAGAAAGCCUGUUGUUGAGAUUUUCAAGAAUUUGAUAAAAGAGAACCGAGGAAUCUCUCCUCCACAGGAGCUCUUGAAUUCGAAUGAGACUACUGAAGUGCUUCUUAAGAUACUUCAAGUAGAUCCUUUCUAUGUGGUGAUAGAUGCACUAGAUGAAUGCGACCCUAGUAAGAGAUACAGCCUUAUUGAAUCUUUGAAAACCAUCAUUGAUGAAUCUGCCAGUGUUGUCAAGGUUUUCAUUUCGAGCAGGAGAGACAAUGACAUAGUCAGUCAACUUGACGAUUCACCAUGCAUCUCAAUUCAAUCUAGCCACAUUUCCAAAGAUAUUGAGGAUUAUGUCAAAAAGGAAGUUUCCGAGGCAAUUGAAAAGAAAAGGAUAGUUAAAGGAAAACUUCUACCCGAAGAAAAGAAGAAAAUAGAGCAACAAAUAACUCAAGCUCUUAUCGAUGGAUCUCAAGGAAUGUUUAGAUGGGUGACCUUGCAGAUACAGCAAUUGUGUAAGCAGGUUAGGGUCAAAGGAGAUAUUGAUAGUGUUCUCAGAAAGCUCCCGAAAUCGCUUGAAGAAUCUCAUCAUCUUGUUUAUCAAGAUAUUAUGAACAUGGAAGAGCCAAGUCAGAAAGCCGCCAUCAGGACAUUACAGGUGUUAUUAAGCACGAGGCGGAAACUCAGUCAGAUUGAGAUGCUCGCUGCAGUCACUGUUGAUAUUGACACAAACGAUGUCCUGGUCUCUACAGUUGAUGAGUUACUAGACGUUUGUUGCAACUUGAUAAUCUUUGAUGAGGAAGAACGGAUUCUACGCUUUGCACAUCUUUCGGUCCGAGAAUUUCUGGAAAAAUGCGCCCCAAGAGAUUAUUUCAGCAUCCAAUCCAGAGAAUUAUUCAUGAUGAAUCGAUGUCUCUACAUUUUUUUGCGUAAUCGCAUUGCCAUCACUUCCAAAGAGCAGGCACACGAAAUUGUUCGACAACGUGAAUAUUUUCAAUAUUACGCAGUGAAGUACUGGCCUGAACAUUGUAAAUUAGGGCAGCCAGAUGUGGUAACUAGCGAGUUUUUGAAAAAAUUUAUCGGUAAUGAUCUAGAUAUGGGCCAUAGUGCAUCAUACGAACAGUGGAUUGAAACCACCAGAGUUACAGAGCGGCGCCGAGAUUUCUGUAAAAUCAAAAGCUACGAAUUUGACCCCACAAACCCUCCACAUAUCCAAGACAUAUCUUGUAUAUACGGAUUGAUGGCAAUUAUCAUGACUUUGUUGCCAUACAAAAAUAUUGAUUGGAAUGCAUCUAUGACCGAUUCUGUUGGGAAAAUAUAUUACCCAUUGGUGUAUGCAGCUAAGGAGGGGUAUUUCAUGAUCGUUAGACAAUUUCUUAGCAGAUAUAGUGACUACUAUGCGAAAGGCAGUCCCGGGCACGAGAUUAUCUGCAUGAGCCUUGGUGAAGCUAUCGAGGCCUCACACAUUGAAGUUGCGAAGACUCUACUUGACUAUUUCAUGAUAGAUGUCAACGAUUCGCUCACAAAAGAACUGAAACAUCGAUACAAAAGUCACAGUCUUCUUGGUAUAGCUGUUCAGAAAGAUCGCGAAGAAAUGGUCAAGUUUCUACUUCAUCAUGGAGCCAAUUCGAAUGGUGAGACCAAUAGUGUUAUUUCUUCUCUUGUGGGUGUCGAUGAAUAUGGAAUCUUGGAAGACAAUUACGAAAGCGUACACAAACAAAAUAACCAAGACUUUUCACCUUUAAAAAUUGCUGUAUUACAAGGCAAUAUCGCCAUCCUAGAUAUUCUCUGUUUAUUUGGGGCAGAUAUCAUGGCCAAGGAUCCUUCAGGAGCCACACUUAUACAUUUCAUAGCUAAGGAAAAUCAUAAUUAUAUGAGAGGCUACUAUCCUGAAAACUUCGAAAGGGUUAUUGAAUAUCUAAUACACAAGGGCGUAGACAUAGCGGCGGUUGAUAAUUCUCAAUGCACAGCCCUGCAUGUUGCUGUACAUCGUGACAACAGUGUGAAUGAGCUGUUGCCAGUACUUGUCAAUGCCGGUACGCCUAUCAAUGCACAGAAUAAUGAAGGGGAUACUGCUUUGAGUCUUGCAGCCGAGGUUUUCUUCCCAUUUUCUUCGAGAGACGGUGUGGAAAUUCUUUUAUUACAAGGUGCAGAUCCUUCCAUUGUGAAUAACGGUGGUCUUACUGCAUUAGAUCAAGCUUGGAAAUCGUACAGGAACCCGCACGUGGAUAAGUACCAAAGGUGGGCUUCCAGAUCUAUUAUCCAAAGUCUGACUAUAGAAUCACAAGAUGAUUUUGCGGAAGAUAUAUGA